Molecule: messenger RNA, 2184 nt
Organism: Phyllopteryx taeniolatus (common seadragon)
Lineage: Eukaryota; Metazoa; Chordata; Actinopteri; Syngnathiformes; Syngnathidae
Gene: paox
Product: polyamine oxidase
Exons: 10
Coding region: 624-1847 (407 amino acids)
Molecular function (GO): polyamine oxidase activity
Source: RefSeq, a predicted model, not a curated record
UAAAAUGUACUUUUAGUUUGUAUAAAAAAGAUGGGUCUCUGGCAUGUCUGUGUGCCUAUCAACUGUGAAAUUAAACCCAUCCAUGGGCUAAAUUACAAAAUAACCAACCCCACACCCAGUCUUUCCACCAAGAUCCAGAGCCACUUUCAAGCGAUGGCCUGAGUCCAUGCCCCACAUAGAAUAUUUCUAUUGUCUUUACAGGUUCUCGCUUUUUUUCCCACACUCUGGACUCCGCUUCCACAAAUAGAUGCAAGCAGCCGGCCGAAACGCGCACACUCACUGGGGAGAUCCAGCCUGCUGGAACACAGACACUUGCCAGCAAGAUCCAGCCCACUAUUACGCAUCCACUUGCCAGCGAGAUGACGAGUGAGAGCACAUGAAGCCUCUCUAUAGUUCCAAAACCCAUGCCUGCCCCGGUUCUCAUGGUAAUGAAAGUCGGACUUGCAAGAGACAGAUCUGCCCCUAAAAACCGUCUGAUUUUAGUUGACAAGUAAUAGCGUGAUAACAUUGUGGAGAUAGGGGCCAACUGGAUCCACGGACCGUCCGAAGAGAACCCAGUAUUUUGUUUGGCUCGGCAAUACGGCCUGCUGAGUCCAGACGCUCUCACCCCAGAGAACCAGGCGAUGGACAUCGGAGGACAUCCUCCCUGGAUCCCCAAUGUCUUCACCAGCUCAGGUCGCAAGGUGAGCUUUGAGGAUGUGUUCCCUGCUGUAGAGAUGUUUAAAGAACUUCUGGCUGAGAGUUCAGAGUUUCAGGAGGGGGGGGAACCCUGGCCCAGCAUGGGCCAAUUUAUACGUGCGGAGGUGCUACAAAGAUCAGUCAAGAAGUGGAAAGCAGACAAUAAAAUAUCUUUGCAGCGGUGCAUGAUCAGCACCAUGUUGAAGGUGGAGUGUUGCAUUAGUGGUACUCACAGCUUGGAUGACCUGGGCUUGGGUGGUAAUGGCCUCUAUAAAACAACACUGGGAUGUGACUGCACCUUUCCAGGAGGUUAUGAAGGUCUAGUCCGAAAGCUGAUGUCAGAGCUGCCUGCUGGUGUGGUGACCUACAACCAGCCCGCUCGCUGCAUCCACUGGAACAACUCUGACAAGAGAGGCGCACACGUGAACAUCGAAUGCGACGAUGGGGAGAUGGUGGCAGCUGAUCAUGUGGUCGUCGCAAUUCCUUUAGGCUACUUAAAGAAGCACCAUAUGUCACUGUUCCGUCCUCCUCUUCCUCUGCACAAAAUGCACUCCAUCCAGAGAUUAGGCUUUGGCACCAACAAUAAAAUAUUUGUGGAAUUUGAUUCGCCCUGGUGGGAGGAGGAUUGCGAGGUCAUCUACAUGGUGUGGGAAGAUGAGGAUGCCAUGGUGGACCAGGUGGAGGAUAUUCCAGGAUCCUGGAUAAAGAAAUUGUUUGGCUUUACUGUGUUAAAACCCACUGAAAGGUUCGGCCAUGUUUUGUGUGGCUGGAUCGCUGGGCAUGAGGCAAGUUAUAUGGAGACUUUGUCUGAGCAGGAGGUCCUGCACGCCGUCACACAACUCGUCCGCAGGUUUACAGGUAAUCCCAUAAUUACUCCGCGGGGAGUCCUUAGGUCUCAAUGGUGUCAUGACCCCUGGACAUGCGGAUCAUACAGUUACCCUUCAAGGGGCUGCUCAUUGCAGGACUUUGAGAACAUGAUGGAGCCUCUGCCAUCCAAGCGAUCACUCUCGCAACCGCUGCAGGUGUUGUUUGCUGGAGAGGCGACUCAUCCCUCCUACUUCUCCACCGUCCAUGGAGCUCUUCUCUCUGGUUGGAGGGAAGCCGACAGGCUCCUCGCUCACUACUCGUCAUCCACUCGUCCAGCACAGCCAACAGAGUCAAAGCUUUAAAAGAAUAAUGCUGUUCGGACAAAGAGAUUAAUGUGAGAUGAUGUGAUUUCAAUGUACCUCUACAUCAAUUUUUAUGAUGAUACAGAUUAAUCUUGGUGAAUAAGUGCCAUAAAAUGAAAAUCUGAUAAUUAUCUGUCUAAUUUAGAAGAAAUAUGUGUUGCUGUUUUGGAGAGCAAAAAAAAUAUUACCUUUUAAAGGAAUCCUCUUUGUACAUCAAUUUAAAAAAGUUGAGUUAAAUAUUUUUAUGCAUUACAUACAGAUACAAUGUGAUAUGACAUUUUAGACUACUGUCAUUUAUUUUUCUGUUAUCUAAUAAAAAUGUACCAUUUAACUCCCA